AUGGACGACCUCAACACCGAUAACACGCGUAUGAGGAGCGGGUCUGUCACACCAAGACCGCCUAGGAUCACGCGCAUAGAGAUGAAAAGGAGUGAGAAGAGCCGCACGAAGGAGCUGGCCCAGUGGCUGUUUGACAAUCAGAUUGGUCUUGCCUUCUAUACCAUCAUCCCUCUUCUUCUCACGUACUUCUGCAUCCCCGGGGCGCGUCCACUCACGUCCAAGUUCUUGAAACUCUCAUAUUACAACCCGGCCACGGGCAAAUAUGGAGCGGGACACGAUGACCUCUACUUCGUCGCAUUCUGUGUCAUGCUCUCCAUCGGCAUCCGUGCGGCGCUGAUGCGGCACGUUCUUGCACCUCUUGGUAGACAUUGGGGUAUAUCGAAGAAGAAGGAUGUCACGCGCUUCUCAGAACAGGGUUGGAUGCUGGCUUACUACAGCGUUCUUUGGCCGAUUGGAAUGUACCUCUAUCGCAUCUCGCCAUACUACCUUAACCUGAAGGAGCUCUGGGCCGAUUGGCCGAAAAGGGAGCUCGAUGGCCUGAUGAAGGCAUACAUCCUGGUGCAAUGGGCAUACUGGGCUCAGCAGGUCAUUUCCGUGAACAUCGAGGCUCGCCGUAAGGAUUACUGGGAAAUGAUUGUUCACCACGCCAUCACCAUCUCCCUCAUCGCCGCAUGCUACGCCUAUCACCAGACCCGGGUCGGCCACCUAAUUCUGAUCCUCAUGGACGUCAUCGAGCUGAUCUUUCCGCUGGCCAAGUGUCUCAAGUAUGUCGGCUUCACCACCCUUUGCGACGUGGUGUUCGGCGUGUUCCUCUUGGUGUGGAUUUGGACGCGUCACAUCUUCUAUCUCAUGGUCUGUUGGAGCGUUUGCUACGACCUACCUCGGAGCUUGAAACAACCAUGCUUCCGGGGCCCCGCGGAGGACGUCGUGGGUCCAUACCAGGCACCCGAAGAAGGCUGGUCCCAUCUCAUUGAGCCAUUCGUGGACCCCGCAGGCACCGUGUGUAUGACAGACGGCAUCACAAAGGGCUUUCUGACCUUUCUCCUCGCCCUCGAGGUUGUCAUCUGCGUGUGGUCGUUCUUCAUCAUCCGGGUGACAUGCCGCGUGUUGAAGGGGGCCUCUGCCGAAGACGUCAGGAGCGACGUCGAGGACGAAGAAGCAGAGGAGGAGGUCGAGUACCAGAUGUUGGAGACGUUGGAGAUUGAGGAAGAAGUCGGCGUAGAAUCCAUUGACUUAAAGGCAUGGGAGCGCCGCAACGCCAAGAGGGAACCCAGCUCGAGGGCGAGUGGUGUCAGGGUUUCUAGGAGCCAAAGCGACCGGAAGGAGCUGCUCAACAGAAUCGGUUGUGAGAAGCAGAUUGACUAA
Messenger RNA from Colletotrichum spaethianum, 1365 nucleotides. RefSeq names its product sphingosine-1-phosphate lyase. The coding region runs from base 1 to 1365 and encodes 454 amino acids. The transcript has 4 exons. Gene Ontology annotation, cellular component: membrane. The record is from RefSeq and is a predicted model, not a curated record. Gene Ontology annotation, molecular function: sphingosine N-acyltransferase activity. Lineage: Eukaryota; Fungi; Ascomycota; Sordariomycetes; Glomerellales; Glomerellaceae. Gene Ontology annotation, biological process: ceramide biosynthetic process.